Messenger RNA from Hypanus sabinus (Atlantic stingray), 1710 nucleotides. RefSeq names its product dendritic cell-specific transmembrane protein. The coding region runs from base 1 to 1710 and encodes 569 amino acids. Gene Ontology annotation, cellular component: membrane. The record is from RefSeq and is a predicted model, not a curated record. The transcript has 4 exons. NCBI's taxonomy places the organism in Eukaryota, Metazoa, Chordata, Chondrichthyes, Myliobatiformes, Dasyatidae.
AUGGUUGGCAAAGAAUACAGUGGACCUGGAUCAGUUGCAUAUAUGGGUGGAAUAUUUGACCCAGACAAAUGUGAAGUGUUGCACCUUGGUAGGUCAAACUUAAAGAGACAGUUCACUGUUAAGGGAAAGACCUUUAACUGUAUCGAGGAGCAGAGGGAUCUUGGGGUCCAAGUUCAUAGCUCCCAGAAAGUGACUACACAGAUUGACCAGGUGCUUAAGAAGGGAGCAAUAUCCAUCAUCAAUAAAAUGGCUGUUCUCAAGAUAGCUGCUCAGUUUUUUGAAGAUCUCUUUGAGGCAUUUGCUUCAGAAAGGAAAUCUGGUUUGAAGAACAUUCUGUACCUGAUCUCACUUUGUCUUGUGUUAGGCAUGGGAGCUGGUGGAAUUGUUUAUAUUUGCCUGAAAACACUAGAGUGCAAUUUCUCAGUGGCUCUAGCAGUAUUUGGAACCCUUUCUGUGGUUAUUCCUGGAGCUAUGUUUUUUUCCAAGUAUCUCAGAUGCUUCAUCCUGAUAUUCCUUAUUUCAUGUGGAACCAAGAAAGGCCGCAAUGCCCUGAUAACACUUGGUACCAGUACAGUGCUCUUUAAUUGCGCCCAAAAUAGCUUUCACAAUUUAAAGGAAUUAGUAGGGAACUUAAAUUGUUUCUUGAUUGGAAUGCUCCCCUCUAUCAAAUAUCUUUUGUCAAGGUACAAAGAAGUCAUGGAAUGGAUCAGCAAACAUAAAGUAUCAAAAAACAUUUUUGUACAUAUUGCAGAUGAUCUUAAGAUUUAUCAUACAGUUAAUGAAGAUGCUAUAAGAAUAAAACUCAAUGAAACUAGUAUAAACAUAGAGAACCAGGCUAAGAACAUCAUUUCAAUGUUAAGCUUAUUUUCCAGUGUUUGUAAACUUUCAAUAGCUCUCAUUUGUCUUUGGCUUGCUGUAUUAUUCACUUGGUUCUACAUCAGAAGAUUUUUAACUGAUAUCAAGUUUGAAAAUAAUUUUAUUACAAAUCAAUUCCUGAAAUUUGAUGAAAAGCAGAAAGAAGCAGGAAAACCCCAUUUGCUCCAACUAACUAAAAAAGAGAAUAAAAACUUCAUUAGAAUCCCGGCACUAUGUUUAUCCAAAAUGGAACUAAGAAUCAUGGCAAGAUUCUUGGCUCCUGUCUUGAGUCACCUGUGUAUUUGGAUAAUUCUCAUAAUGCUAGAUUAUGGAGUAUAUUUGCUUACAGAUUCAAUACGACAUCACAUAGACCAUCUGCCUACAAUAAACAUUACAAUGAAAGCAAAAUUUUCUAAAUAUACCACAACCCUUUAUAUUUUCAAAACCACUGAGGAAGAUGAAGAGACCUUUUCAUCUGACAUUCACUUAUCUAAAGAUGCCUGCAUCCUUAAACCAACGGAUUCCAUGAGCAAGUUAUGGAUUCUACUUGUUGUACUAUUAGCCAUCUUAUUAUUACUCACUUUACUUUCGGCAAAGCUUACAAUAUUGAAAAUUUUCAUUUUGUCAUCAUUUUAUAAAGAGACUGAGGAGAAACGUGUGCGAUUUUUGCAUGAAAAAAUUUUACAGAAAAGACGCUUGGUCAAAUUAUUCAAUAUAGAGGAAGUACAGUAUCCUGCAGCUAACAUGAUUUUCUUCUGGUUUCCAAUCUUUAAAAUGAAACAACAACAAAAUGAACUACAGAAGCAGAACAAUGCGAUCAUACGGAACUUUGAUGAAGUCCACACUGAGCUCUGA